Molecule: messenger RNA, 934 nt
Organism: Talaromyces stipitatus ATCC 10500
Lineage: Eukaryota; Fungi; Ascomycota; Eurotiomycetes; Eurotiales; Trichocomaceae
Product: arsenite methyltransferase, putative
Exons: 2
Coding region: 23-934 (303 amino acids)
Molecular function (GO): methyltransferase activity
Source: RefSeq, a predicted model, not a curated record
AAGGAGGUAAAACUCGGCCAGAAUGGCUCAAUCCACUCAAUCAAACACUUACAAGCAGGGCUACUCCAACUACACCCUUGCAACUCAGCAGUCGCGCACAGCCGAGUCUCAUGCCGCUUUCCUCCUGCCGCACAUCGAAAAGGGAGACCGGAUUCUCGACGUAGGGUGCGGUCCUGGUAGUAUCACUACGGGAUUUGCCAAGUACGCGAGCGAAGGCAGUAUCGUUGGCGUCGAUAUCUCAGCAGAAGUACUGCAAAAGGCAAAGGAAGCGGCUGCUGAGGCAAAAAUUCCAAGCGAAGGCCCUGGCUCAGUGGUCUUCGAACAGGGGAACGUUCUAGAGGGGCUCCCCUAUCCCGAUGAGUCCUUUGAUGUUGUCUACGCUUCUCAACUCUUCGGCCACCUGCCUCCUCCAGAUCUUCCACUCCGCGCACUGGCCGAAAUGCGAAGAGUUUUGAAACCAGGUGGUAUCCUUGCUACGCGCGACGCGGCAGACCAGCAUUUCUAUCCACGAAGUCUAAACCUCGAUAAACUAUGGGUGCACAAUUUUCAUCGAGUAGCGUCGCUGAAGCUUGCACCAGAAGAUGAUCCGACAAGCACACGAAUGCCGGCACUAUUACGCAGCGCUGGCUUUGACGCUGACGGCGGCAAGGUCGUUGUUGGCGCUGGGACUACGGUUUAUUCAGGUCCAGAAACUCGAAAGUGCCUAGCCUGGCGUGCCAAGGGUCAUCUGCAGCAGGGAGAUGAGUUUCGGCAGAGCUGGCUGGAUGCUGGGAUUACUGACGAGACGAUCCAGGAGACUCUGGCUGCUGUGGAAAAGUGGGCCAAUACGGAGGAUGCGUGGUACGCGGCAUUACAGUGUGAGAUGCUUGCAUGGAACUUAAAUUCAUGGCUCGUAUCCAUGCCUCGUAGCGCGUUCGGCUCCCACCUUGCAUAA